ACGUGGUGUUGCUUCCGUGGUGUGAAGGUGCUUUCAAACUUCGGGUUUCUGUUCCUUUCCCUUGGUUUUUGAAGCGCGUAGAAGAUGGAGACGGAGUCCGGGGCGCAAACAUCAAAUCAGACGCAAACAGAUUCAUUAUCUCCAUCCUCUAAUCCUGUGUCACCUGUGCCUUUGAAUAACCCAACAAGUGCCCCAAGAUAUGGAACAGUGAUCCCUAAUCGCAUCUUUGUAGGAGGAAUUGACUUUAAGACAAAUGAAAAUGAUUUAAGAAAAUUUUUUUCCCAGUAUGGGUCUGUUAAAGAAGUGAAGAUUGUAAAUGACAGAGCUGGAGUGUCCAAAGGGUAUGGUUUCAUCACUUUUGAAACACAAGAAGAUGCACAAAAAAUUUUACAAGAGGCUGAAAAGCUUAAUUAUAAGGAUAAGAAACUGAACAUUGGUCCAGCAAUAAGAAAACAACAAGUAGGAAUCCCUCGUUCCAGUAUAAUGCCAGCAGCUGGAACAAUGUAUCUAACAACUUCAACUGGAUAUCCUUACACUUAUCAUAAUGGUGUUGCUUAUUUUCAUACUCCAGAGGUAACUUCUGUCCCACCACCUUGGCCUUCACGUUCUAUGUCUAGUUCCCCUGUGAUGGUAGCUCAGCCAGUUUAUCAGCAACCUGCAUAUCACUACCAGGCCCCUGCACAGUGUCUACCAGGACAGUGGCAGUGGAGUGUUCCUCAGUCCCCUGCCACUUCUGCUCCAUUCUUAUACCUGCAACCUUCUGAGGUUAUUUAUCAACCAGUGGAAAUUGCACAAGAUGGUGGAUGUGUUCCUCCUCCGCUAUCUCUGAUGGAAGCUUCAAUUCCAGAGCCUUAUACUGAUCAUGGAGUUCAAGCAACAUAUCACCAGUAUUAUGCUCCAAGUGCCAUCGCUAUGCCUGCACCUGUGAUGCAGCCUGAACCAAUUAAAACAGUGUGGAGCAUUCAUUAUUAAGACAAUUGGGCAGCUCUAGUCCAGCUCAACUGAUUUCUUGUCCAAUGAUCCUUGUGUGGCCGAGAUCCAGCUUCAACGAACCGGCUAGAAGCUGCCCGUUGUGACACUUAGGGUUAGUUAAUACCUCGCCAUACUUAUUUAUUCCAUUAUAAGCUGUCUAAAUUUGAUGAAAUUUGCUUUUUCAGCUGUUCUACAAAACUAUUUAGGUAAUUGUGGCAUGUUGGUUUAUGUGUUAAUCUAACUGUAGUGACAUUAUCUACAUGUUUUAUCCAUUCCAUAAAUAAUAACCACAUUGGGAAUAGUGAGGUGUCUUUCAUUAUCUCUGCUUUGUGUUAUUUCUUUUCCUUUCAAUCUUUUAGAAGUAAUGUUUAAUAGCCUUUGCUAUUUAUUUUAAUAUUUAGGAUGAGUCCUCUCUAAUCGAAUUUUUAAUACUUUCAUGCUUUUUAGUAUAAGUACAUUUGAUCUUAA
This is a messenger RNA of Ailuropoda melanoleuca (giant panda), 1440 nucleotides long. RefSeq names its product boule RNA binding protein (gene BOLL). The transcript has 11 exons. Gene Ontology annotation, biological process: positive regulation of translational initiation; 3'-UTR-mediated mRNA stabilization. Bases 85 to 972 code for a protein of 295 amino acids. Gene Ontology annotation, cellular component: cytoplasm. The record is from RefSeq and is a predicted model, not a curated record. NCBI's taxonomy places the organism in Eukaryota, Metazoa, Chordata, Mammalia, Carnivora, Ursidae. Gene Ontology annotation, molecular function: protein binding; translation activator activity; mRNA 3'-UTR binding.